AUGACUUAUGCAGAACUGCCCACCACAUCAUUAGAACUGGAACGUCAAGUCUCGUUAACAGAUAACCUUCCCUCUUGCGCCACCUCACCAGAUCUCGAAUUUCAACACUCGUCAACACAGGAGCUGCCACCUUACCCAACAUCCACCACCUCCCCCGGUCUCAACUAA
Glarea lozoyensis ATCC 20868 is the source of this 168-nucleotide messenger RNA. RefSeq lists its product as uncharacterized. NCBI's taxonomy places the organism in Eukaryota, Fungi, Ascomycota, Leotiomycetes, Helotiales, Helotiaceae. The coding region runs from base 1 to 168 and encodes 55 amino acids. The record is from RefSeq and is a predicted model, not a curated record. The transcript has a single exon.